Molecule: messenger RNA, 4828 nt
Organism: Drosophila gunungcola (fruit fly)
Lineage: Eukaryota; Metazoa; Arthropoda; Insecta; Diptera; Drosophilidae
Gene: gw
Product: protein Gawky
Exons: 10
Coding region: 337-4563 (1408 amino acids)
Biological process (GO): positive regulation of nuclear-transcribed mRNA poly(A) tail shortening; miRNA-mediated gene silencing by inhibition of translation
Cellular component (GO): nucleoplasm; P-body
Molecular function (GO): nucleic acid binding; protein binding
Source: RefSeq, a predicted model, not a curated record
AUACACAACAAUACAUACAUAUGUACUUAUAUAGAGAAAAUCAACUUCUCGUCGGUAUAAGCAAAAAUUCUUGCAAAUAUUCUUCGGUAUAUUCGCAAAGAAACAAGUGCUUUAAUUUAAUAUAUUCGCAGUUCUAAGUAAAGGAUAACAUUUUUCCCUCUGAACACGGAAAGCACAAGGAUUAAAGUCAAGUCGUUCCUUUUCUAAAAACAAACUAAAGAGUUCAUAAAAAUUGCUAUAAUUGCUUACGAUAAUGACGUUGAAGAUCAAGUUGAUGCAGGAAUAGUUGGGAAUGCAACUUUUGAAGCUAACGAUCAGUUAGAACACUUAAGCACUAUGCGCGAAGCGCUUUUUUCCCAAGAUGGCUGGGGCUGUCAGCAUGUCAACCAGGAUACCAAUUGGGAAGUCCCCAGUUCGCCAGAGCCAACCAAUAAAGAUGCCGCCGGACCACCAAUGUGGAAGCCAAACAUUAACAAUGGAACUGAUCUUUGGGAGUCCAAUCUGAGAAACGGAGGUCAGCCGACUGCUCAGCAAGUUCCAAAGCCGUCUUGGGGUCAUACACCGUCCUCCAACCUAGGCGGAACGUGGGGAGAGGACGAUGAUGGGGCCGACAGCAGUAGUGUGUGGACAGGAGGAUCGGUCAGCAACGCGGGAUCUGGAGCGGCAGUGGGAGUAAGCCAAGGUGGAGUUAAUGUCGGCCCAGGAGGUGUCGUUUCAUCGGGCGGUCCUCAAUGGGGACAAGGAGUGGUUGGCGUUGGACUUGGAUCAACUGCAGGUAGCGGAUCAAGCAAUUUAACUGGAAACACUGGAGUCGUUGCAGGUGGUAGCGGAAACUCCAACAAUGCUGGCAACGGAUGGGGAGACCCUCGCGAAAUUCGUCCUUUGGCUGGAGGCGGAUCGAUGGAUAUCCGGAAUGUUGAUCAUCGCGGCGUUAACGCUUCUGGGGGAUCUUCUAGUGAUCCCCGCGAUAUCCGAAUGAUUGAUCCGCGUGAUCCCAUUCGAGGAGAUCCCCGUGGGAUAUCCGGCCGACUUAAUGGGACAUCAGAAAUGUGGGGUCAUCAUCCGCAGAUGUCCCAUAACCAGAUACAAAAUAUCAACAAAAUGGUCGGCCAAAGCGUAGGGACUGCAAGUACGAAUGUUCAAGGAACAUCAGGACCGGGCAUCGGUCCCGGAGGUCCCGGUGGGCCCGGAGGUCCUGGUCCUGGUCCAGGUCCUGGUCCUGGUCCUGGCCCUGUGUCGGGCAAUAUCCCGACCCAGUGGGGGCCGGCCCAAUCGGUGGGCGUUGGCGUUAGUGGCCCCAAAGACAUAUCGAAGCAGAUAAGUGGAUGGGAAGAACCAUCGCCACCGCCCCAGCGCCGCAGUAUUCCUAAUUACGACGAUGGUACUUCGUUGUGGGGCCAGCAAACUCGUGUUCCCGGUGCAAGCGGUCACUGGAAAGACAUGACCGAUUCAAUUGGUCGUGGUGGUCAUCUGAUGCGUGGUCAAAACCAGUCCGGGGGCAUCGGCAUCGCCGGCGUUGGCAAUAGCAAUGUUCCAGUGGGGGCCAAUCCCAACAAUCCUAUGAACAGUGUAGUUGGACCCCAGGCGCGGCUACCAUCUGUUGGAGGCGUGCAGCACAAGCCAGACGGAGGCGCCAUGUGGGUGCACUCAAACAAUGUUAGCGGCAGAAACACUGUUGCUCCUGUCACAACUUGGGGAGAUGACACUCACAACGUGGGCGCCCCCAGCGGUGGAAGUGUGUCCAGCAGCAACUGGGUGGAUGAUAAGUCCAACGCGACACUCGCACAAAACUCUUGGAGCGACGCAGCGCCAGUAGGCGUUAGUUGGGGCAAUAAGCAAGGCAAACUGCCAGCUACUGGUGCCUCGUCGGGCUGGAGCACUGCGGGAGGAGUAGGUGUGGUGGAUGGCGUUGAUCUGGGAUCCGAUUGGAACGCACACGGUGGGAUCAUAGGAAAAUCUCAGCAGCAGCAGAAGCUAGCAGGACUCAACGUGGGAAUGGUUAAUGUUAUUAAUACGGAGAUGAUUAAGCAAAGCAAGCAAUACCGCAUUCUUGUGGAUAACGGAUUCAAGAAGGAAGAUGUAGAGCGGGCAUUGGUAACUGCCAAUAUGAACAUCGAAGAAGCAGCCGAUAUGCUGCGUGCCAAUUCAUCUUUGGCAAUGGAUGGCUGGCGUCGACAUGAUGACACCCUUGGCUCUUAUGCUGACCACACGAGUUCAACUAGUAGCGGUGGGUUUGCUGGUCGCUACCCAGUCAGCAGUGGACAACCUUCAAUGUCUUUUCCUCAUAAUAAUAUUAUGAAUAACAUGGGUGGCACUGCUGUUACUGGAGGUGGAAAUAAUAAUGCAAAUAUGACAGCUUUGCAAGUUCAAAAGUAUUUGAAUCAAGGUCAACAUAGUGUUGCUGUAGGACCUCAGUCUGUUGGUAACACGGCCGCCGUUUCCGUCGGAUUUGGCCAGGGCACAUCUAACGCAGCAGUGGCAGCAGCAGCUUCUGCAAAUAUAGCAGCAAAUACAAACAAUCAACCAUCAGGCCAGCAAAUUCGCAUGCUUGGUCAGCAGAUUCAGUUGGCCAUUCAUAGUGGUUUCAUAUCUAGUCAAAUAUUGACUCAACCUCUAACACAAACUACACUUAAUCUGCUAAAUCAACUUCUUAGCAAUAUAAAGCAUCUCCAAGCAGCGCAACAAUCCCUUGCUCGCGGGGGAAAUGCAAAUCCAAUGGCAGUGAAUGUGGCGAUAUCUAAAUACAAGCAGCAAAUUCAGAAUUUACAGAACCAAAUAAAUGCACAACAGGCUGUGUAUGUCAAACAGCAAAAUAUGCAACCAACUUCGCAGCAGCAGCAGCAACAGCAGCCACAGCAACAGCAACAUCCUUCUGUACACUCAGGCAAUGACUAUUUAAGAGGUCACGAUGCAAUUAAUACCUUGCCAAGCAACUUUUCAGAGCUCAAUAUUAAUAAGCCAAGUGGAUAUCAAGGAGCGUCCAAUCAGCAAUCCCGACUUAAUCAGUGGAAGCUUCCAGUAUUAGACAAGGACAUAAACUCUGACAGUACGGAAUUUUCCCGUGCUCCAGGUGCAACUAAACAAAAUUUAACGAGCAACUCAACCAACAUAAGCUCUUUGGGCCUACAAAGUGAUGGUACAUGGUCAACUGGACGUAAUAUUGGGGACGGUUGGCCAGACCCCUCAUCUGACAACGAGAAUAAAGACUGGUCAGUUGCUCAGCCAACUUCAGCAGCAACUGCGUACACCGACCUGGUCCAAGAGUUCGAGCCAGGAAAACCAUGGAAGGGUUCUCAGAUCAAAAGCAUAGAAGACGAUCCCAGCAUUACUCCUGGAAGCGUUGCUAGAUCUCCACUAUCCAUUAAUUCAACGCCAAAAGAUGCUGACAUAUUUGCCAAUACCGGCAAGAACUCCCCGACUGAUUUGCCGCCUCUAAGUUUAUCGUCGUCUACAUGGAGUUUUAAUCCAAACCAAAAUUUCCCCAGUUGGUCUGACAACAGCCAGCAAUGUGCUGCCACUUCUGAGCUUUGGACAAGCCCCCUGAAUAAAUCAUCGUCCCGAGGUCCCCCGCCAGGAUUGACUGCCAAUUCAAAUAAAUCUGGUAAUGGAGGAAAUUGUAGUACGUCAACAUCAUCAACCAUCAGCGGAGGUUCCAAUGGCUGGCUACAGGCUCGAAGUGGUGGUGUUCAAACAACAAACACAACUUGGACAGGUGGUAAUACUUCAUGGGGCUCUAGUUGGUUGCUUCUUAAAAAUCUAACAGCUCAGAUUGACGGUCCAACCUUACGUACACUGUGUAUGCAGCAUGGCCCCCUUAUAAGCUUUCACCUAUAUUUGAACCAAGGAAUUGCCUUAUGUAAAUAUACAACUCGAGAGGAGGCUAACAAAGCGCAAAUGGCGUUAAACAACUGUGUUCUCGCCAACACCACAAUAUUUGCUGAAUCUCCGAGCGAGAACGAGGUGCAGAACAUAAUGCAGCACUUACCACAAGCCACUUCCUCUACUAGCUCGAGCGGAACUAGUGCUGGCAACGGCGGAGGCGUUGGCACUCCAUCCAAUAGUGGCGCCAGUAGCUCAGGGGCUAGUCUGUCCGGAAAUAGCAGCAACGGAAACGGAAACGGCAGCGGCAAUGGCGGCGGCAACGGCAAUAAUGGAAAUGGCAGUGGUGGUGGCAGUGGCAGUGGCACAGGCAGUGGUGGCGGCGGCGGCAGCAACCCGAACACCAGUGUGGCAAAUUCGAAUCUACUUGGCUCUAGUGGAGGGUCUGUCUCAAAUCCUUCUGGUGGUGCUGCUAGCUCUGGCACGGGUUCUGUAGGAAGUGGUACGGCGAGUAGCAAUUCCAUAAAUGGUGGGCCAGUAUCUGCAAACAGUGCUGGCUCAAAGAGUAGUGCAAAUGUAACUAUUACCGGUGUUCAGUCCAGCGUUUCUAGCUUGACAAAUAGCACCAACUCAACAUGGCGACAAACUAGCCAAAACCAAGCUCUUCAGGGUCAAAGCAGGCCUUCAGGCAGAGAAGCUGAGUUUGAUUAUAUAUCUCUCGUUUAUUCCAUUGUUGAUGAUUAAAAGAUCAAUGACCAGUUCCAUUGGUCAUUGACCAUUGACUAUCGCAUUCUGUGACUCAAGACACACACCCAAAAGCUUCAAAUGAUUCGAUACUAGGUAUGUAUGGAAAGCAAGACCAUGUUGUGAAGAAUAUAAAAGUGGAUCGACUGAUAGACGAAUGGACUUAGAAUUUUGUAUGCCCGUAGAUUUAUUUUUCUUCAUCGUUCAUAGAUCUAAACUUGUAUAUGUAAGUCUAAAUUUUAUCAAUAUAAAACAAAAACGAACA